CAACAUCUAACAUGAUACCGGUGACGUCACGCUCCAGUCGGAAGUUCCAGCGCAGCAGUGAACGCUGAGUUUAACCAAGCUUUAAACAGCUAGAACAUGGACGACGACGUGUUGACGACUUUAAAGAUUUUAAUUAUCGGUGAGAGUGGUGUGGGAAAAUCAAGUUUGCUCCUGCGCUUCACAGAUGACACCUUCAACCCAGAAUUAGCUGCAACUAUUGGUGUGGACUUUAAAGUGAAAACUGUUGCAAUAGAUGGCAACAGAGCAAAGCUGGCCAUAUGGGACACAGCCGGUCAGGAGAGGUUCAGAACUCUAACACCAAGCUACUACAGAGGAGCCCAGGGUGUCAUUUUGGUGUAUGAUGUUUCAAAGCGGGACACGUUCACGAGGCUUGAGAACUGGCUUAAUGAGCUGGAGACAUACUGUACACGCAACGACCUGGUUAAAAUGCUAGUGGGGAACAAAAUUGACAAGGACAACCGUGAAGUAGACCGGAAUGAAGGCUUGAAGUUUGCACGAAAACACUCGAUGCUUUUUAUUGAGGCUAGCGCAAAGACACGGGACGGAGUUCAGUGUGCCUUUGAAGAACUGGUUGAGAAGAUCCUGCAGACGCCGGGGCUCUGGGAGAGCAGCGCGCAGAACCACGGCGUCCAGCUGUCUGAUCAUGAACAGCAGCGUCAGGGCGCCUGUGGAGGUUACUGCUCACUAGUUUAACAUCCUCACCUCAACCCAGCAAUCACAAACUGAGAUGGAAAGCAGCGUUUUCUUUCUCCUGAAUGAGAUCUUCCUCUGAGGGGGAAUGGUCUGCUCCCUUCGAGCUGGUCAAAGGGACCUUUGCCGUUUGCACACUCUUUGUCACUCAAUGUUGUUUUAUUCUGUCCCAGUAUUCUGUCAUGUUAUUCUUGACUAAUGUCUCACAGUGCUAUAUUACCUGUGUAAACUGUUCUUAUGCAAAACAAGUCCUUUUGAAGUUUACAGCCUGAGCAUGUUGAAUUCUGCCAGAUAUUAUGCCCCCCCAGCGACAGUGACCGAGUCAGUGGGACCUGAUGUGUGUAGGCCAGUAGGAUUACAGGAGAGAUGAACUCAUUUAACAUGAAUGCCUUCAAAUGUGCUUAACAUAUUCUCUGCUGCUCUCAUUUUAAUCUCCUUCUUUUUUAUUUAAAUCUAGUAUUCCCAUUUUAUUUUUAUAUCUGGCCCUAUCAAUAUUUUUUGCAUGAUUCUGCCUUGAGGAGUAUGAAAUAUGAUCUAUCAUUUUGUAAAUAUUGUCUUCAGUAGCUGUUCUAAAUCAUAAUUCGCACAGUUGUCUACAAAAGUGUUUAGCUGCAGCUCUUAUCAGUUGAGAUACAUUAAGCAUGUUUAAAUAAUGUAAUCUAUGAUCGUCUGAUAUAACAAGAGAUGAUAGUUUACCUCAUUGUGUUUUAAUUUCUCACUCUUUUUAUUUUUUUUUCUAGUUGAAAAUGAAUGGAUACCAAAAAACUUGUGCUCAUUUUUAUUUUUAAUCACAAAGCUUUAUUGGGACUUGAAACAGGGACAAUGUGGUCAUGUCUUAAUAUUUAUUAGAUCUGCAUAUAUAACAUGAUCUCCGUUACAGGCAAUAUCUGGAGAAUCUGGAGAGAGUGUGUGUUAUUGUAGUCAGUCUAAAUGGUACAUGGGUAAAGUGGUCAUUGACUUGAAUUAUAAACAUAUCUUGGUCAUAUUAAUAUGUUUGACUGUUAAUCCCUUAAAUUGAUGUGUUUGUUCUGCUGCAGAGAGAUUUAUUCAGUCUUAGGAAGAAUUGCUUAUGACUUCCUGUAGCCGCAAAACCAUACACUAACCAGCACCCUAAUUAGGAUUCCUUAAAAUUUAUGGGUGUUAAAUUCACAUACUCCAUUUUGUAGAUGCUUGCUUUCAUUUUGGCUGUUGUCCUUCAACAGCAAUGUUCUAGUCUGUAUGCCGUUUUCUGCUUUGGAGUGGAAAAUUAGGAGAAAUUAUAUAUCUUAUUCUUUUUGCAUUAAAAUAUCUAACUCGUGGAAGUGUUUAUACCUUGA
Carassius auratus (goldfish) is the source of this 2027-nucleotide messenger RNA. Its product is annotated as ras-related protein Rab-18-B-like. The transcript has 7 exons. The coding region runs from base 97 to 714 and encodes 205 amino acids. NCBI's taxonomy places the organism in Eukaryota, Metazoa, Chordata, Actinopteri, Cypriniformes, Cyprinidae. Gene Ontology annotation, molecular function: GTPase activity; GTP binding. The record is from RefSeq and is a predicted model, not a curated record.